AUGCGUUCUUGGUAUGGAAGGGGAAAAUCCCUUCAAGUGGCCGUUACAGCGUGCUGUUUGAUGGCUUUUAUAUUGUUUGGAUAUGAUCAGGGUGUAUUCAGUGGUAUUGUGACAAAUGAAGACUGGAGGAAGCAAUUUGGCUAUCCCAAUGAUUCGGAAGAGGGCAUUAUUGUCAGCUGUUAUAAUCUUGGCUGUCUGCUAGGAUGCUUGAUCAAUUUCUUCAUCGGUGAAUAUCUUGGUCGCCGAAAGACAAUUUGGCUGGCGAUGGGAGUAGUGAUAGUCGGCGCAGUACUGCAAACAUCUGCCUUUACCGUGCCUCAUUUGAUCAUCGGACGAUUGGUCACUGGUGCAGGCACAGGCCUGAAGACCUCGACAGUGCCAAUGUAUCAAGCGGAAAUGUGUGAUGGCAAGACUCGAGGCCGCCUCAUUUCCUCCGAAGUUCUCUUCACUGCUGUUGGCAUCGUCGUGGCAUAUUGGUUUGACUAUGGCAUGUCAUUCGUCGGAGGUCCAAUUGCGUGGCGACUCCCAAUUGCUAUGCAGAUGGUCUUUGCUAUCUUCGUUAUCAUUCUCGUCUUCGGUCUUCCAGAAUCUCCUCGCUGGCUCAUGAAUCAUAACCAAGAAAAGGAAGCCAUGGAAGUGCUGUGUGCGCUUUAUGAUAAGGAGGAAAAUGAGGAGUAUAUUGUCAAUGAACGCCGGGCUAUUCUGUCUGCCAUUGAAUUGGAAAAUAAUGCCAACAAGAAGUCUGUUUGGAAGAUGUUCCGCAAUGACGAGGUCAAAACGGGUCAACGUGUUCUCCUUGCUUGGGGAAUGCAACUGAUGAACCAAGUCGGUGGUAUUAAUCUGGUCGUUUACUACGUGCCUACCGUGUUAAAAAACAAUGUUGGGUUGACUGGUCAGCUUCCCCAGAUCCUAGGUGGAUGCAUCCAAAUCAUGUUCAUGUUGGGAUCUCUUCUGCCCGCAUUCAUGCUGGACCGUAUGGGUCGCCGUCGGACCAUGAUGAUCGGCUCGUUCGGCCUGGGCAUCUGCAUGCUUAUGGUAGCGGCACUCUUGUCCCAAGUCGACAAGCCGAACGGGGAAAAUUACGCCUCCGCCUCCGUUUCAUUCUUCUUCCUCUACAUGCUCAUCCACGGCAUGUCCAUCAACUCGGUGCCCUGGGUGUAUGUACCGGAGAUUCUUCCUCUGGAUGCUCGCAGCAAAGGAACGGCUAUCGGUGUUAGCUCCAAUUGGCUCUGGAAUUUCACCGUGGUCAUGAUCACUCCUGUGAUUAUCAACCGCAUUCAGUGGAAAGCAUACUUGAUAUUCAUGAUCACCAACUUCAUCUUCAUCCCAGUCGUCUACAUCUUCUACCCCGAAACUAGCAAUCUGCGUCUGGAAGAUAUUGACCUGAUCUUUUCUCGGGGCGGAGAUCCUGUCCAGCAGGCGCGAUUGAUGGCAGCUGAGAUCAAGACCCACGGAUAUCUCCGAUCAGAGGAAAUGGGCCAUGAAAAGGAUGCUGAUAUUGUCAAGGUGGAGCACGUUUGA
This is a messenger RNA of Penicillium subrubescens, 1521 nucleotides long. Its product is annotated as general substrate transporter. The transcript is spliced from 4 exons. NCBI's taxonomy places the organism in Eukaryota, Fungi, Ascomycota, Eurotiomycetes, Eurotiales, Aspergillaceae. The record is from RefSeq and is a predicted model, not a curated record. Gene Ontology annotation, biological process: transmembrane transport; carbohydrate transport. Gene Ontology annotation, molecular function: carbohydrate:proton symporter activity. Bases 1 to 1521 code for a protein of 506 amino acids. Gene Ontology annotation, cellular component: membrane.